This is a messenger RNA of Ambispora gerdemannii, 154 nucleotides long. The record is from the annotation of a GenBank genome assembly. NCBI's taxonomy places the organism in Eukaryota, Fungi, Glomeromycota, Glomeromycetes, Archaeosporales, Ambisporaceae.
GACAAAUCAGUUUGCACAUUCUUAAACACCCACUUAAGCAUUCUGAUAAAAGUAAUUCCGCUAAUCCCACAAGUUUAAAACAAGCAAUUUUAAAUGAUCUUCAAAGGCAUGGAAAUUCCAAGUGCAUGACUACAGAAAAGACUUAUUGGCCCAU